AUGCCUGAUACGGAAACGGCGGGGGUUGAGGGGAAAUCGGAGCUUGUCUUCUUCGUCAAUGGCAGAAAGGUUGUGGACCAGGAUGUUGACCCAGAGAUGACCCUGUUGACCUACCUCAGGACGAAAUUACGCCUGACAGGAGCGAAACUGGGCUGCGGGGAGGGAGGAUGUGGAGCCUGUACUGUCAUGGUGUCCAGGUACAGCCAGGCACAGAGGAAGGUGCUUCACCUUGCCGUGAACGCCUGCCUCGCUCCUAUCUGCUCCCUACACGGCGCAGCUGUCACCACAGUGGAAGGGAUCGGCAGCACCCGGACCAGACUGCACCCUGUACAGGAGAGGAUAGCGAAGGCUCAUGGUUCCCAGUGUGGGUUCUGCACCCCGGGGAUCGUCAUGUCCAUGUACACCUUACUGCGCAAUCACCCAAUUCCCAACAUGGACCAGCUGGAGGCCGCUUUUCAGGGUAACCUGUGCAGGUGUACUGGCUACAGACCUAUUCUGGAGGGAUACAAGACUUUCACCAAGUUCCAGGGCUGCUGUGGAGGAAUGGCUGGGAGCGGCUGCUGCCGUCACGUUCAAAACGGGAAGUCAGCCAAUGGACAGGUAACCAAUGGGCAGGCAGCCAAUGGCAACACUGGCAAUGGAUGGAUUGAGGAUGUGACUCAUGCUGCACAGGUCUCCACCGAGUUGUUCCAGGUGUCAGAGUUCAGGCCCCUUGACCCAACCCAAGAGCCAAUCUUCCCACCUGAGCUAAUGAUAUCUGAGAGUGGUGAUCAGACGACUCUGAAGUUUGUUGGAGAGCGAGUCACUUGGAUCAAACCUGCAACUUUCAAGGAGGUUCUGGAACUGAAAACAAGGAUUUCACAUGCCAAGCUGGUGGUUGGGAACUCAGAAGUUGGUGUUGAGGUGAAGCUUAAGAACUGUGAAUACCCCCUGAUCAUCGCACCUGGACACCUGCCUGAGAUCAACUUCCACAGGUACACCGAGCACGGCAUCACAUUCGGAGCCGGAUGCACACUUACCUACCUCAAUGACACUCUGACAGAGGCCAUAGCUGAUCUUCCAGAACAUCAGACCAGACUGUUUGCUGCCAUAGUGGAGAUGCUGAGGUGGUUUGCCGGCCACCAGAUCAGAAAUGUCGGGUGCAUCGGAGGGAACAUCGUGACCGCCAGCCCCAUCUCUGACCUGAACCCCAUCCUCCUGUCAGCCGGCUGCACCGUGACGGUGGCGUCCCACCAGGGAGGCAGCCGAGUGGUCAGGAUGGGCCACGACUUCUUCCCCGGCUACAGGAGGACUGCUCUUUCUCCUCAGGAGGUCAUGGUGUCUCUGGAUCUUCCUUUCACCAAGGAGAAUGAGUUCUUUCUGGCUUACAAGCAAGCCCGGAGGAGGGACGAUGACAUUGCCAUCGUAAAUGCAGCCUUCUGGGUGCGGUUUGAGGAGGAGACAAACGUUAUCCAGGACAUCGCCCUGUCCUUCGGAGGAAUGGCUCCCACCACCGUCAUGGCUCGCAACACGGCCAACAGGCUUGUGGGACUGAAGUGGGACAACGACCUGCUCCCCGAGGCCUGCUCCAGUCUGGAGGACGACCUGCCGCUGCCCCCGUCUGUCCCCGGAGGAAUGGCCGAGUUCCGCCGAACCCUCACCACCAGCUUCUUCUUCAAGUUCUUUCUGUCUGUACAGCAGAGGCUCAACCUCAAGGUACCAUUUUAUUUAUUACCAGUAGAUGUCCCCCCGACCUACAGGAGUGCCUGCAGCCUGUACCACAGAGAGCCGUCACAUGGUACACAGAUGUAUCAGGAGGUUCCUGAAGGUCAGGCGAGGGAGGAUGCUGUUGGGCGUCCCAUCAUGCACCUGUCUGCGCUGAAGCAGGUGACUGGGGAGGCUGUGUACACGGACGACAUGCCCCCCCUACAGGGUGAACUGUAUCUUGGACUGGUGCUCAGCAAAAAGGCUCAUGCCAAAAUUCUCUCCAUUGACCCCAGUGCAGCCCUGCAGAUGCCGGGAGUGGAGAUGUUUGUCAGUGCCAAGGAUGUCCCGGGCUCCAACGUCACGGGUCCCGACGUCAUGGACGAAGAGAUCUUCGCCUCUGAGAAGGUGACCUGUGUUGGGCAGGUAGUAGGUGCCGUGCUGGCGGACACACAGGCACAUGCGCAACGGGCAGCUAAAUCAGUGGUGGUGCAGUAUGAUGACCUGGAACCCAAAAUCAUCACAAUUGAGGAUGCAAUUCUGCAUCAGUCGUUCUUCCAUCCCAUCAACAAGAUAGAGAAGGGAAAUCUGGAGGAGGCUUUUCAGAAGGCUGACCAGAACAUUGAGGGUGAGCUGAGGAUUGGAGGCCAGGAGCACUUCUACAUGGAGACCUGCGCCGCCAUCGUGGUGCCUCAUGGGGAGGACGUGGAGAUGGAGAUCUACUGUUCCACACAGAACCCGAAGAUGACACAGGUUAGUCUUACAGAACCCCACCAAGACACAGCUAAUGCCCUGGGUAUUCCUGAAAAUAGGGUGGUCUGCAGGGUGAAGAGGAUGGGGGAGGUUUUUGGAGGGAAGCAGACACGAUCGUGUGUUGUUAGUUCAGUCGGUGCCGUGGCUGCUCACAGUAGGGCUCAGAGAUCAGUGAGGAUCAUGCUGGACAGAAAUGAGGAUAUGAUGAUAACAGGGACGAGGCACCCUUUCCUGGGCAGAUACAAGGUUGGGUUCAUGAAUGAUGGGAGAGUUGUGGCCCUGGACAUCAGUCUGUACAGUAAUGCAGGGAACUCUGCGGACCUGUCCAUUGAGGUUAUGGAGCGAUCAUUAUUACACUCCGACGGCGGUUACACCAUUCCCAAUGUCCGAGCAGUCGGCUACGUCUGUAAGACAAAUACUGUGUCCAACACGGCCUUCCGCGCCUUCGGAGGUCCCCAGGCUCUUUAUUUUGUUGAGAGUUGGAUUUCUGACAUAGCUAUCAAGUGUGGGAUCUCUCAGCUUAAGGUGCGAGAGAUAAACAUGAACAGGGAGGGUGACCUGACUCACUACAACAUGAAGCUGGAGCGGUGUCAGAUGGAGCGCUGCUGGCAGGAGUGUCUGAAGAAGAGCGACUUCCACAACAGGCACAGACAGGUCAACAUGUUCAACGGCGGGAGCAGGUGGAAAAAACGUGGGCUGGCAGCCAUCCCAAUCAAGUAUGGCAUUGCCUUUGGAACAUUUCUUGAGGCUGGUGCCCUGGUGCACGUGUACACGGACGGGUCCGUGCUGCUGACCCACGGUGGAACAGAGAUGGGGCAGGGUCUGCACACCAAGAUGGUCCAGGUGGCCAGCAGGGCGCUGAGGAUCCCUACUUCCAAAAUCCACAUCAGUGAGACCAGCACCAACACUGUACCCAACACCUCCCCUACUGCUGCUAGUGUCAGCUCUGAUCUCAACGGAAUGGCUGUCAAGCUUGCUUGUGAGACCAUCCUGCAGCGACUGGAGCCGUACAUGGGGAAGGGUUCCUGGGAGGACUGGGUGCGGGCGGCGUACUUCGACAGAGUCAGUCUGUCAGCAACUGGCUUCUACAGGUUCAGCACCCCGGGACUCGGUUACGACAUGCAGAAGAAUGAGGGGAGGCCCUAUAACUACUUCUGCUACGGAGCAGCCGUGUCAGAGGUCGAGAUAGACUGCCUCACCGGAGAUCACACGGUUCUGCGCACAGACAUAGUGAUGGACGUGGGGGACAGCUUGAACCCUGCGAUAGACAUUGGACAGAUCGAGGGAGCCUUUGUGCAGGGCUAUGGCUUGUUCACCAUGGAGGAGCAGGUCUACUCGCCCGACGGGGUGCUGUACUCACGAGGACCCGGCAUGUACAAGAUUCCCGGCUUUGCCGACAUCCCCGUCCAACUCAACGUGUCCCUGCUGAGAGGCGCGCCCAACGACAAGGCAAUCUUCUCAUCCAAGGCUGUAGGAGAACCACCCCUCCUCCUGGCCUUUUCUGUCUUCUUUGCCAUCAAAGAUGCCAUCUCCUCUGCCCGGGCGGACGCGGGGCUGAAGGGCGUGUUCCGCCUGGACAGCCCCGCAACGGCCGAGCGCAUCCGCAUGGCCUGCCAGGACCAGUUUACUGCACAGUUCCCUGCAGCUGAGCCUGGACGCUUCACACCCUGGGCCAUUAGACUUUAG
Messenger RNA from Branchiostoma belcheri (Belcher's lancelet), 4122 nucleotides. Its product is annotated as xanthine dehydrogenase/oxidase-like. The record is from RefSeq and is a predicted model, not a curated record. Gene Ontology annotation, molecular function: iron ion binding; 2 iron, 2 sulfur cluster binding; xanthine dehydrogenase activity. Bases 1 to 4122 code for a protein of 1373 amino acids. NCBI's taxonomy places the organism in Eukaryota, Metazoa, Chordata, Leptocardii, Amphioxiformes, Branchiostomatidae. The transcript has 34 exons.